Fimicolochytrium jonesii is the source of this 351-nucleotide messenger RNA. RefSeq lists its product as uncharacterized. The record is from RefSeq and is a predicted model, not a curated record. Bases 1 to 351 code for a protein of 116 amino acids. Lineage: Eukaryota; Fungi; Chytridiomycota; Chytridiomycetes; Spizellomycetales; Powellomycetaceae. The transcript is spliced from 5 exons.
AUGUUUGGAUCCAAGCGAAGCAUAUCUGAUGCUCCUCAGACAGCUCUUCACCCGAAAAGCCAGCCAGAGUGGCCACCCACUGAACCGGGACGGUCGAGCCCGGGUGAAGUGAUGCUGGCUUCCGCAUCUUGCUGGUCAUGGUUUCUGAUGGUCCUGACGCCCGCUCAGUUUGCCUCUUUGCUGAUACGGUCACCUCCUAAUCCCGUUACAAUUGUCGUUCGAGGAAAAGUUGUAAUGCCUAGUUGUGACGUUGGAGAUGGCAUAAUUCUCAAUCCCGCCCUUGUCCCAUCAUACUAUCUCGCAAACUCAGAGAGAAACGGGAGGCUCUGGGGAGGCUCUGAGUUUGCAUGA